This is a messenger RNA of Oryzias latipes (Japanese medaka), 3155 nucleotides long. RefSeq names its product ring finger protein 144aa (gene rnf144aa). NCBI's taxonomy places the organism in Eukaryota, Metazoa, Chordata, Actinopteri, Beloniformes, Adrianichthyidae. Gene Ontology annotation, molecular function: zinc ion binding; ubiquitin-protein transferase activity. The record is from RefSeq and is a predicted model, not a curated record. Gene Ontology annotation, biological process: protein ubiquitination.
CUCUAGGGGGCAGAGUUGGACGGCGGAACGACGGCAGAGUCUGUGGCAGACUAAUGGCGUCUCUCCAGUGAGAAGCAGCUGAUUUCCUACCGAGCACGGCAGCAGGAACGGUGGAGAGGUAAACACGCCGCCCCCGGAUUUUUUUCUGAAACAAGAUAGCCCGCUGCUUUGGCGCGAGGACUCUGCCACGGGCUGCACGCGCUGGGAUAUCUGGGAAAUUGGUCGUUCCAUCAGACAAAACAACAAGCCAAGCGAACGAAGAGGCGGCGCGAGCUCCCUAAGCUUUUAUUUGUUCCAUUUCUUCUUCGUAUUUUAUGUCUAAAAUUGAUUUAGUAUUUUUGUCGUCGGUGCCUGCGUUUACCCGGGGCCUAAAUUUGGGCCCAGUCGGCGACAGUAGCAGGUCAAAUGUUUCCACCGCGAUGUUUGACGGACACAUAAUGAGCAUCCCCUCCCCAGAGAUGUCCUGCCACUCCGCCUGACUGCCUUGCUCGUUAAUCCAAUUCAGCAGAUCAUCUUCUCCUGAGGUCACAGCAUCGAGACGGCCUACUCUCAGCCAAACAGCUCGGUGGUGGUGAAGAUGACCACGGCGCGAUACCGCCCCACGUGGGAGCUGGCCGUUGACCCCUUGGUCUCCUGCAAACUGUGCCUUGGAGAGUUCCCGCUGGAGCAGAUGACCACUAUCACACAGUGCCAAUGUGUCUUCUGUACGCUGUGCCUGAAGCAGUAUGUGGAGCUCCUAAUUAAAGAAGGCCUUGAAACUGCAAUUAGCUGUCCGGACUCUGCCUGUCCCAAAAGAGGACACCUGCAAGAAAACGAGAUCGAGUGCAUGGUGGCCACAGAUAUGAUGCAGAGGUACAAGAAGCUCCAGUUUGAAAGGGAGGUUCUUCUGGACCCGUGCCGGACGUGGUGCCCGUCUUCCUCCUGUCAGGCCGUCUGCCAGGUAAAGGAGGCGGAGUCUCCAGCCCUGCCGCAGUUGGUCCGAUGCUCCGUCUGCACUCUAGAGUUCUGCUCGGCGUGCAAGGCCAACUGGCACCCGGGGCAGGCCUGCCAGGAGAGCAACCUGCCCAUAACGUCCUUCCUGCCCGGAGAGAACAGCUCCUUCUACAAGUCGGAGGAGGACGACGCGCCCAUCAAGCGCUGCCCCAAGUGCAAAGUGUACAUCGAGCGGGACGAGGGCUGCGCGCAGAUGAUGUGCAAGAACUGCAAACACGCCUUCUGCUGGUACUGCCUGGAGUCCCUGGAUGACGACUUCCUGCUCAUCCACUACGACAAAGGACCCUGCAGGAACAAGCUGGGCCACUCCAGGGCAUCCGUCAUCUGGCACAGAACGCAGGUGGUGGGUAUCUUCGCUGGUUUCGGCCUCCUUCUGCUCGUCGCCUCCCCCUUCCUCCUCCUGGCCACGCCCAUCGUCCUCUGCUGCAAGUGCAAGUGCAGCAAAGGCGACGACGACCCGCUGCCAACCUAAGCAGCGGCGCCGGCCUUCACGGGUUUACAGCCGCGCCACGGACGGGCCAUGUUCAUCAUCUCCUUCCUCCUCUUCCUCUGUCCGGUUCUUUUCCCCCUCAGUUCCCAUCCUCCUCCAGCUUUAAGUGGCCUCCACGUUUUCAGGCCACGCCCACCGCUUUUGGGAUCCAUUCACUCUUCACGAGGAGGACAUGAGAGACAAUCCGGAUGUAAAGAAGGUGAGCGGAAAGGAGACUCUGAUGAUGCCGGACACCUGACGGCGUCACGGGCGGCGCCGCUGCAUUUGGGGGGGGGGGGGCUUUUGAAAUGUGGACAAUACAGGAGCCUCUGGAAAAAGGGGGAGGAGCUUCUAUCGCUAAGAUUGUCCGCCGUAAAUGACAAAGCUUUUCCGCCAACACUAAAUUCUGUAGCUGUGCGGGUUCAGCGGUAGCAGCGGAGAGUUGCACCACGCAUGUUUGGUGUAACUCCACACACACACACACACAGCAUGGUGUCUUAGUCGGGGGCGGGACCGGUUCAAUGUACAGCAAGCCCUCUUGAUGAUGUCAAUGUUUUAUAAUCCCGCGCUAUAAAUAGACAUGUGCUCCGAGUGUUGUCACUUGUUUUUCCGCUCAGAAACGGGGGAAGCCACUCAAAAAAAAAAGAAAAAAAAAGUUUUUUAUUUCCGUUUAUGCAAAAAACAACUCGUUUUGUUCGUCUUUGCUCCAUUUAACUGCUUUAUGCAGGGACUGAGUGGCAUUCCACCUAAAAAAAAAAGCAUCGAUUCAUGAGGGGAUUUUUGGAAAUCCUGUCCAAAUGCUGAGAGGAAAAUUUCAAAAUAAAGUUUAAAAAAAAAAAAGGAAAAAUGGUGACAAUUCAGUCAUCAUAACAAAAAGCCUUAAAUGCAGAAAAGCCCAAACAGUCAAACACUUGUAAACCCAGGGAAAGCAUCUUCAAGCUUUUCAAAAUGUUGUCAAAAAGAUUUAUGAUGUCACUAUUUAAAUAACCAUACAAGUUAGAAACACUAAAACAAAUCUAAAAAGAUUUUUUGUGAUAAAUUAAAAAAUUUCUUUCCUUUUAUUUUGAAAAUCUUAUUACCAUCUACCAUUAUCACAGCCAAACGGAGCCCUUAUCAUGAUCACAACUCCUAAAGUAUAGGUCACUCUCCCUUUGAUCGAAAACUUGCUUUAAUGCUAACGGCUGUUUUGUCAGCAAAACGUUUUUUUUUCUGUUUGCUGGAAAGACGUAAAACAAAAACAAAAAAAAACGGUCCACGUUAAAGAAUGUUCAGUGUUUGGGUUUCAGAAACUGUUCUGUGAAACUUUAUCUAUGCAAGUUUGUACAUCAGCGUUUCUAUGGUGAUUUUUAGCUGUUCUGAAGCUGCAGAAUGUCCACACACGCGCACAGCAGCUUUAUUUUGAAGGGAAACUCCUCUUUUUUUUAGGGCAUUUUUUUAAUGGUAAAAUCAAACAAAAAGAUUUAAAAUUUCUCCAGGAUAGUUACAGAAGGUUGUUGCGAAAAUUGCUGUAAAAUCUUCAAACGUUGAAACCCCAAAGUGGAAACAGCGAAUCAAAAGAAGGCAAAACGGAAACAAAUGUUCUCAAAAGUCUUUUCCUCUUAGGCUUUUCUUUUGAAAUGUCAGUGUGCAGUAACUCCACUUUACCACAGGGGGCUCUCUAACUUUAGCCUUCCAAAAAAAAAAAAAAAAAAAA